Molecule: messenger RNA, 1173 nt
Organism: Plasmodium gallinaceum
Lineage: Eukaryota; Apicomplexa; Aconoidasida; Haemosporida; Plasmodiidae
Product: eukaryotic initiation factor, putative
Exons: 1
Coding region: 1-1173 (390 amino acids)
Cellular component (GO): catalytic step 2 spliceosome; nucleolus
Molecular function (GO): ATP binding; RNA helicase activity; mRNA binding
Source: RefSeq, a predicted model, not a curated record
AUGGAAAAGGAUGAUUAUUAUAAAUCUUCUGAAAAGUAUGAAAUAUGCACGAGUUUUGAAAAUAUAGGAAUUGAUGAAGGUUUAUUAAGAGGAAUUUAUGCAUAUGGAUUUGAAAAACCAUCAGCAAUUCAGCAAAGAGGUAUAAAACCAAUUUUAAGUGGAAGAGAUGUUAUUUUACAGAGUCAAAGUGGAACAGGGAAGACGUGUGUUUUUGCAUUGGGUGCUUUGAAUUGUGUUAACAGAAAUUUAAAUGAAACACAAGUAAUUAUUUUAUCCCCAACUAGAGAAUUAGCAGAACAAACACAGAAAGUAUGUUUAGCUUUAGCUGAUUAUAUUCAUGUAACUAUUUAUUGUUGUAUUGGAGGAAAAAAAAUUAGUGAUGAUAUAAAAGCAUUAAAUAAUGGUGUUCAUAUUAUUAGUGGAACUCCAGGAAGAAUAUACCAUAUGCUUAAUUUAAGACAUUUAAAGUGCAAAUAUAUUAAACAGUUAGUUAUAGAUGAAGCAGAUGAAAUGUUAAAUAAAGGAUUUAAAGAACAAGUGUAUGAUAUUUAUAGAUUUUUAUCUCCCAAUACUCAGAUUAUAUUAUCCUCAGCUACUUUACCACAAGAAGUAUUAGAAAUAACUAAUAAAUUUAUGCAUAAACCUGUGAAAAUUUUAGUUAAAAGAGAUGAAUUAACUUUAGAAGGUAUUAAACAAUUUUUUGUAUCAAUUGAAAAAGAACAAUGGAAAUAUGAAACCUUGGCAGAUUUAUAUGAAAGUUUAACUAUUACACAGGCUGUCGUAUUUUGCAAUACUAAACUAAAAGUAGAUUGGUUAACAAAAAAAAUGCUAGAAUCAAAUUUUACUGUGUGUAAAAUGCAUGCAGGAAUGAGUCAAAGUGAAAGAGAUGAUAUUAUGUUGAAAUUUAGACAAUGUAAAUUUCGCGUUUUAAUAUCGACAGAUAUAUGGGGAAGAGGUUUAGAUGUACAAGAAGUUUCAUUAGUUGUUAAUUAUGAUUUACCGAAUUCAAGAGAAAGUUAUAUUCACAGAAUUGGUAGAAGUGGAAGAUUUGGAAGAAAAGGGGUUGCUAUUAAUUUUGUAAAAAAUGAUGAUAUAAAAAUUUUAAGAGAUAUUGAACAAUAUUAUUCCACGCAGAUUGAUGAAAUGCCUAUGAACAUAACAGAAUUACUGUAA